GAGAAAAAGGAAUGAAGAGAGAGAGAGAGAGAGAGAGAGAGAGAGAGAGAGAGAGAGAGAGAGAGAGAGAGAGAGAGAGAGACAAAAAAAUGGGGAAUAUUUGAGGAAUAACGGAACAUAAUAUUUUUCUUACUCUUCCCCUUCAUAGCGACAUUCCCCUUAGUCAUCCUCCUCCUCCUUCUCCUCCUCCUCCUCUUCCUCCUUCACCGCCUUCGUCAGUUACCAUGAAGAACCUCGUCAGAUUGCCUGCCUUCUACCUGUGUCUCGUCCUUUUCGCUGUGGUCCUCGUGCUGUUUGAGGACCGCCAGGAACAUUCGUGGGACGUGAACAGACUCAGCGGCACCUCCUUCAGACUGCCUAAGAUUCAAAGCAUCAUCAUAUAUAACAAGUCGAAGGUCCACGCGCCACACACCAGCGAAAAUGCCUCCAGAACGCAGCCGCACAGCGAACCCCUUACCACCCUGACGCAAACCACGAAGGAGGCGCAGCAGGGGGAGGUGUCAGGGGGCGAGGCUCAGCUGCUCCCAAUGAAGACGAUACUUGUGUGGACUUACGGGUACGGAGGCAAGACAAUGGGGUUCGGGGAGGGUCAGGCGCCCUUCAAGACAGCUGGCUGCGAGGUGGACUCCUGUUACCUCACCAAGAACAAAACCAUGGUGCCUCUUGAUGCCUUCGAUGCCACCCUCUUCCACUUUCGCUCCCUGAAAGCCGACAACCUCCCCAACAAGAGGUCGCCACAUCAGCGGUGGGUGUUUUGGGAAAUGGAAUCCGCCUCUUACGUGUACCAGGACCCCGGGACUUACAAUCACCUCUUCAACUGGACCAUGACCUACAGAUGGGACUCAGAUGUGCAGCAAAGGUACGGUCGAGUCAUUCCCAUUCCACCCUCUACCUCCUCCACCACCUCCUCCACCUCCCCGUCUGCCUCUCCUCCACCUGGCGGCUUGGAGAGGAACUACGCCAAGGGAAAGACCAAGAUGGCUGCCUGGUUCGUCUCAAACUGCUUCACCAUAUCAAGAAGAGAGAAGCUUGUCAGAUACCUUAAGAAGCAUAUACAGGUGGACAUCUAUGGGAAGUGUGGUAAAUUGAGUUGCCCCAGGGAGAAGACUGAGGAGUGCUAUGAUAUGCUGGGCCAACACUACAAGUUCUAUCUGUCCUUCGAGAACUCCCUGUGCAAAGACUACGUCACGGAAAAGCUCUUCUCAGUCCUCAGGCAUGAUGUGGUCCCCGUGGUGUUGGGGGGCUCCAAUUACACCAGCAUCACCCCCCCGCACUCCAUCAUCAACGUGAAGGACUUCCCCAGCAUCACGGCCCUCAUCAACCACCUCAAGUACCUCGACGGGAACGACACGGCCUACAACGAGUACUUUUGGUGGAAGAAACAGUACCAGGUGGUGGACGGGUGGAGAGGCGGAGCACAAGGCUUCUGUGACCUGUGUAAGAAGCUUCACGAGGAUCAGACGCCCAAGGUUUAUUCGGACAUUCGAGACUGGUUCGUGGGACAAGGCGAGUGUUUGAGACUCAACCUCCGCGUCGCUAGUUAACCGCUUCCUGUGUUCUCCGCUCCUCAGUAUAGCGUUUCCUUAUCGUAUCUAAGAGUUUUUUUGUUUAUAGAUAUCUUGGAGGGAAACAGACUAUGAGGAACAAAAAGUGAUUAAAAAAAGAACAAAAAAAAAAAAACCCACCACUGAGGCUCGUAUGCUCAAACACUUCUGCUUCACCUCCACUAUUUCAAGAGGGUGUCUUUAAAUGUACACGAAUAUUUUUUAAGGUGUUUUUACGGUUCUAGAGGAAGACUGACAAGAUUUUUACGUUAUCAACUGGAGGAACACUCUUGAAAACACCGGUAAUCACCACUGUAGCCUUGGAAAAUAGUCGUGGUGAGAGAGCAAACCGUUUCUAAAUAUGGAUUGAGUACCUACUGACCUAUUCCUGCACUACGAUAUCGCUCCAUUACCGUUCCCCUCCCCUCUCCCUAUUUUCCCUACACACUCCCUUUCUACACACCGUCAAUUUCUGGUGUGUCCGUUUGUACGUGUUUUUACUCACAACUCGAGCACCUCUACAGUUUAUAAAGAAUGUCUUGUUUUUCUACAGUAUCAGCGGGUAUAUCUUUGCUGUAGUGCCUAUAUUUCUACAGCCCAGUGCCUAGACAUUCAUUUCUACACCAGAUCUACAGCACGGUAUCAGCAGCGUCUCUACAGUGAAGUAUAUCUUAUCUCUACAGUAUUGACAGUCGUCGUAUCUCCUACAGCAGUUCCUAUCACUACAAUACACUAUCCACACCUCCUGUAUUGCCAUGUAUAUGUACGUUAUCUCUACAGCAUCAGCAGCCGACAGUGAAACAGUGGCUAGUAUUCUCAAACACUUCUGGGCUUCACUAUUUCAAAGGAUUUUAUUUCAAUUCACACGAGUUUUUAAAGGUGAUUUUUUAUGGUUCUAAAGGCAGAUUGACAAGAUUUCUACAUUUAUAACUAGAGAAACAGUCUUGAAAAACCUGCUAGUCAUCUCUGUGGCCUUGAGCAAAGCGUUUCUGAAUACGGACGAGUGUGAUAAGCGCGGCAAGUCAGCAGGAUGAAGCACAUGGAGGUGGAGAGAAGUGGCUAUGGCUGAUGCUACGACUGUCACGCAAUCUGUUACCGCUUUCCAGUGUGAUGAUAUUGUGAUCUUAAUACUUAUGUUAAACUAGAAGCGCUGGAGUGAAAAAUAAAUAACGCUUCCAGUACAAUAAAUAAGUAGAUAAGAAAA
Messenger RNA from Portunus trituberculatus (swimming crab), 2748 nucleotides. Its product is annotated as alpha-(1,3)-fucosyltransferase C-like. The transcript is spliced from 9 exons. The record is from RefSeq and is a predicted model, not a curated record. Gene Ontology annotation, molecular function: alpha-(1->3)-fucosyltransferase activity. The coding region runs from base 225 to 1544 and encodes 439 amino acids. Gene Ontology annotation, cellular component: membrane. Lineage: Eukaryota; Metazoa; Arthropoda; Malacostraca; Decapoda; Portunidae.